GGCAGGCAGAGCGAGGCAGAGACGUCAACAGACGGCAGAAUUGCUUCAUCCUGAAUAACUGUCUCAAUAUUUCUUUGAUUCUCAAACGGUUAAGUUUGCCCUUUUGCAGAGGAUCAGCGCAUCGAAACGACUUUGCCUGGCAAAAUCAUAUUGAACUGCUUCUUGGAUAAUCUGCCAUUUCCCAGCAAUGCACGGCCGAGUGAAGCUGAAGUCUACAGCCCAGCAGGAGGAGGAGAAGAGGAAAGAGAGGGAGAAGAAGCUCAAGGUGUAUGUGGCAACACGGGAUGCCUGCUUCAACAAGAGAAAAGAUGGGGCAAUGGACGAUGAUGCACUGCAGCUGACCCAGCAGCUCUUGUCAGCUAACCCAGAUUUUGCUACGCUGUGGAACUACAGGAGGGAGAUUCUCAUGCACCUGGAGACAGUGAAAGAGGAGGAUGAUGUGCAGAAGCAGUACGAUGCCGAGCUGGUCUUCCUGGAGGGGUGCCUGCGUGUCAACCCCAAGUCGUAUGGCUGCUGGUACCACCGGGACUGGGUGUGUGGCCGGCAGCCACGGCCCAACUGGGCCCGGGAGCUCAGUCUCUGUGACGAGUGCCUGGCCCUUGACGACCGCAACUUCCACUGCUGGGAUUACCGCCGUAUAGUGGUGAAGGCAUCAGGCGUGCCGGUGGAGCAGGAGCUGCAGUUCACUGAUCGUUUGAUCGGGUCUAACUUCUCCAACUACUCCAGCUGGCACUAUCGCAGCACCCUGCUGCCCUUGCUGCACCCUCAAUCCCCCGAACCGCCUGCCAACUGCCCCCACCCCCCCAACAACUCACCGCCCAACUCCCCCCACACCCACUCCCAUCGCGUCUGUGAGGAACAGCUGCUCAAAGAGUACGAGCUGGUACAGAAUGCUUUCUUCACUGACCCCAAUGAUCAGAGUGCCUGGUUCUACUACCGCUGGCUUUUGGGAAGAGCGGAGCGUGAGGAGAUGAUCAGCUGUGUGUACAUGAGUCGUGAAGGAGAGCGAGUUGUGGUGGCAUUCUCCAGACCGGUUAAUGCUCAGACGGGGGGCCUGAUGUUGGUGCUGGACGGGCAGAUGCAGCGAGUCGAGUGGAGGAGUGCUCCGCCCUCAAUGAGACACACCCCGGUGUGGAUUUGUGAGCUUCCCCCGGGCACCAUCAGUGACAUCAACAACGAACACAACCUCACCGUGCAUUGGACCGAGAAGCACACACACAGAGAGUGUGCCCUCUACACUGGUCGAGCUGAGAGUUGGUGCAGGGACUCUGCCACGGACCAGGAGCUUUUCAGGAGCGAGCUGUCUGUGGGGAAGACCUCAGUGCUGCAGUCUGAGCUUACGUCCUGCAACCAGCUCAUGGAGCUGGAGCCAGAAAACAAAUGGUGCCUGUUGACCAUCAUCCUCCUGAUGAGAGCCCUGGACCCUCUGGGCCAUGAGAGGGAGACACAGGUCCACUUCCAGAAAUUAAAGGAGGUGGACUCCAUGCGCACCAGCUACUACAGUGACUUGUGCAGUAAGUUCAUGAUCGAGAACACCAUCCUCAAAAUGGAGUACGCCGAGGUCCGAGUCUUCAGCAUUUCUGAGAAGAACCUCACCACCCUGUGUCACCUGGACCAAUUGCUAUUGGUCACUCACAUGAACCUCUGCUCCAAUCAGCUCUCCCGGAUUCCACCACAGUUCUCAAUGCUGCAGUGCUUAGAGGUCCUUGAGGUUGAGGAUAAUCUCAUCGAGAGUUUGGAGGGCCUCUCCAAUCUGCCCAAGCUUGAGGAGUUGUCCCUGAAGAACAACAAAAUCUCUAAAAUCUCUCAGCUGAAGCCGCUGGCCUCCUGCUCCAAACUGAGCCGCCUUGACCUCCGCGGCAACCCCGUCACCAAGAUGGACAAUCUCCAGGCCGAGCUCGCAGAGCUGUUGCCAUCGGUUGCUGACCUCAUGAUCUAAUCAAAUCUUCACCUAACCAGACACUUCAUCUGUGUGUGUGUGUGUGUGCGUGUGUGUGUGGGAGUAUGUGUUCCUAUGUAUGUAUGUGUUUGUAUGUGUGUUUGUAUAUGUGUGUUUCGGGCGAUGAGCAUGCCAGCCUGUUUCUGACAGCAACAAUUUUGUUACAGGUGUCUGUUCAACCACUAUUUAUUCAACUUCCUCGUCUGAAGGCACUGUAACUGUUCUCACAAACAUUGGAUGUGUGUUUGCCCUGUCUGUCUCUGUAUGAGACGUCUCUUUGUGUGUGUGUGUGUGUGUGCGCGUGUGCGCGUGUGCGUGUGUGUUUGAUGGAUGUUGGUAUGUUGCUGCUAUAUAUACAGUAUGUUUUUGUUUACUAUAUUUUGGAGUCCAGCAAACCUAACUGCAUGUUCAGACAUAAUAUUAAAGUUAAAACUGCAUUCCUGCGUGUUUGCGUAGGUGCCAGUAUGUGCGCGUGCGUGCGUGCGCGUGUGUGUGUGUGUGUGUGUGUGUGUGUGUGUGUGUUUGUGCAUAGGGGUGCAUUCUCUCCUGCUGCAGUACUAACAUCCUCUGCUUCCUGUGUAAUUGUAAUGGAUACUAAGGCAGUAAAAGGACAAGGGUGAGAUGCUCUCACCUGCUGGUUUACGGUAUAUGUCAUAUUUAAGCACAGAUUGCUCAGUAUUGACCUAGAAGAGCCCACAUUGUCAAUAGUUGUAUUAGCCAAACAGUCUCUAUCUGAGUCAAAAACUUAACUUAAACAGCCUUAAGUUUCCCAAUUGAUGUUAUUGGGUUCUCCUCCGUUAUGCCAUGGUAGACAUUACCGUGUACGCCACCAUGGUUAGCUGUAAGACUCUUUGUAAAGGUGCUGUCAACUACCAAGUUUUCUGUCUCCUUGAGAAAAGAGAGAAAGAACUGUUAGUCUUUUCGUUUGCUUUUUAAUAUUUAAUGGUUAUGCUUUAUUGAUAGAUCAUAUGAAGUUCAUGUUGAAUAAAAAAACAGCACAUGUGCUGUCACUGCCUCUA
Messenger RNA from Sardina pilchardus (European sardine), 2958 nucleotides. RefSeq names its product Rab geranylgeranyltransferase subunit alpha (gene rabggta). Gene Ontology annotation, biological process: protein geranylgeranylation. Gene Ontology annotation, molecular function: Rab geranylgeranyltransferase activity; zinc ion binding; protein binding. The record is from RefSeq and is a predicted model, not a curated record. The transcript is spliced from 17 exons. Bases 188 to 1939 code for a protein of 583 amino acids. Gene Ontology annotation, cellular component: cytoplasm; Rab-protein geranylgeranyltransferase complex. NCBI's taxonomy places the organism in Eukaryota, Metazoa, Chordata, Actinopteri, Clupeiformes, Clupeidae.